Messenger RNA from Trametes versicolor FP-101664 SS1, 3740 nucleotides. RefSeq lists its product as uncharacterized. Gene Ontology annotation, molecular function: ubiquitin binding; identical protein binding; cytoskeletal protein binding. Bases 34 to 3651 code for a protein of 1205 amino acids. The transcript is spliced from 12 exons. NCBI's taxonomy places the organism in Eukaryota, Fungi, Basidiomycota, Agaricomycetes, Polyporales, Polyporaceae. The record is from RefSeq and is a predicted model, not a curated record. Gene Ontology annotation, cellular component: nucleus. Gene Ontology annotation, biological process: regulation of actin filament polymerization; actin cortical patch assembly.
AUCCCCCACGCUUUGCGCAUUCAGAGGCUCUCUAUGGCGGUAGAGCAAGACACGUAUCUUGCAGUCCUCAAGGCGUCCUACGAUUAUGACCCAGCGGCAGAUGCGGAGGAUGAGAUAGCAAUCAAGGAGAACCAGCUGCUCUUUCUCCUGGAGCGGACCGACGAAGACUGGUGGAGAGUCAAGGUUAAAUCGGAAGAGGAAGGGCCGUCCGGUCUGGUGCCCUCCGCCUACGUCGAGCUGGCCGAGCCCACCGAAGUAGUCAAGGUGCUCUACGACUACGACGCCGCGCAACCUACAGAGCUUUCCGUGAAGGAGGAUGAGAUUCUGCAUGUGUACGAGAGAGACGACGACUGGAUCCUCGUCGCAAGUCCGACGGAGGAGGGGCGAGUCGGCUACGUUCCGGGCAAUUACGUCGAGGAGGCGACCGGAGAGGAAGAGGCGGCUCCGCCCGCAGCUGCCGCUGCGACAUCCCUGUCCUCGAUCGUCGUACCGGACUCGCCACCAAAGCCUACACGUCCUAUCAGCACAUAUGUGGAUCCUGCCGACAGAGUGGCGGCGACCGCUAAUAAGGCGCAAGCGGACUCUAUUCAGACCUGGGCCAUCUCCGAGGUCGAUGGCAAAGGGAAGAAGAAGAAGGGCACUCUCGGAGUUGGCAAUGGGGCCAUGUUCUUCGCCAGCGAGUCCGACAAGAACCCGGUCCGCAAGUGGCAGACUGUCGACAUCCACUCGGUCAAGUUGGAGAAGUCCAAGCACGUCCACAUCGACGUCGGCGGCCCAGAGCCUGCUAAUCUCCACUUCCACGCCGGGGGGAAGGAUACCGCAGAGGCGAUCAUGGCGAAACUUGAGUCCUCACGCAGCAUCGCCGGCGGAGUCAACGGAGCCAGUGCUGCGCCUGCCUCCCCGCCGCGUGCGAGUCCACCCACAGAUGAACCUAUUGAACGCCCCCGCAGCAGUGCCCAGAAAUCCGUGCACUUCGCGCCAGAUGAACCAGAGGAGAUCCCGUAUGAGGAAGAGCCCGAGCCGGAAGAAGAAGAGGAAGUCCACGAGGAUGCUGAUGCACACUACGAAGCUGCGGACGAGGGCGAGUCUGCCGUCGUGCUGUACGACUUCUCGGCAGACGGGGAGGACGAGCUGACGGUCCACGAGGGCGAGACCCUCUGGAUCCUGGAGAAGGACAGCGCAGAGUGGUGGAAGUGCAGGAACGCGGCGGGCGAAGAGGGCGUUGUGCCUGCAAGUUACGUCGAGCCGGCCGGCGGUGAUGCUGCUGCUGCCCCUACGCCUCCGUCGGCCGCGUCGUCUCAAGCGGCCGGACAAGUAGCUGUAGCCGCGGCGGCUGCACGGGCUGCCAAGGAGGCCGCGGAGCAGGAGGCAGCGGCGCGGCGCGAAUCCCUAGAACAGGAACGCGCCGCGAAGGAGCGCAAGAAGCAAGAGGCUCAACAACGAGCGGAGGCUGCAGCCGCUGCCGCGGAGGCCGACCGCAAACGCCGUGAACGCGAGCGCGAGAAGCAGAAGGAGAAAGAGAAGGAGCGAGCAGCCGCGGAUGAGGCAGCGACACGAAGGAAGUCGCAGGAGAAACCGUCUCCCGAGGCAUCGUCGUCAAAGAAGAGGAACAGUGAGUCCCAGGCGCGGUCCUCCAGCGAUAGCAAACGUGCACCCCCGUCCGAGAACCUGCGCGUAUGGCACGAUCGAACGGGCCAGUUCCGCGUCGACGCGGCCUUUCUUGGAUAUGUCAACGGCAAGCUCAGGUUGCACAAGGUCAACGGCGUCGUCAUCGAGGUGCCUGCGGAGAAGAUGUCCGCUGAGGACCUGCGUUACGUCGAGAAGAUGACGAAACAGAAGGCCUCAACCUCCACGUCCCGCAAGUCGGACGAUGACGACAAUCAGCCUCUAGAGGAGCGGCGGAAGUCGCUCAUCCCCGAGGCUGCCCGGGCGAGCCAGGCCGCUACGAGGGCACCGGUGAAGAAGGGACCCACCAUCGACUGGUUCGAGUUCUUCCUCAACGCCGGUUGCGACGUCGACGACUGCACACGUUACGCGUCAUCCUUCGAGCGCGACAAGAUCGACGAGGCCAUCCUCCCGGACAUCACGGAGUCGACGAUGCGCUCGCUCGGUCUGCGCGAGGGAGACAUCAUCCGCGUUAAGAAGGCGAUCGAAACGCGGAAGCCGAAGGCGGAUCCCAAGGAGGAACAGCUGCGCAAGGACGAGGAGCUCGCGCGCCAACUGCAGGCGGCCGAGGAGAAUGGCACGAACCUGAAGACGAGAAGCCCAGCACCCAACUUGUUCGCUGGUCCCAAUGGCGAGCUCAAGGCGAACAUGCGCCGCGGCCGUCCCGAGCGCAAGACCCUCCCGCCCUCAUCUGUGGAUUUGGAAUCCAUCUCCACAGCGUCGGCCCAGAUCCAACGAACAAACUCGCCGUUGGUUGCCAGUCCUGAAGGCAUACAACAGUCGAACUCAAGCCCUGCGCAGCUAGCGUCCAAGGCAACUCCAGCAGCGCCGGCUGUCAGCGGAUUCGAUAACGACGCCUGGACUCCCCGUCCAAGUUCAACGAAACCCUUGGCUCCCACUCCUCCGGUCGUUGCUCCCCGCCCACCCUCAGCACCGCCUGCGCCGCCCGCACCACCUGCACCACCUGCGGCCGCCCAACCAACUGUCGCUGUCAGCCCACCGCCUGUACGCGCUGCCUCUGUUGCCUCCGGCGCCCCUGCGCAGCAGAACGCGCCAAACCUGGCCAACACGACAGACAACGACAUCUUCGAGCAGCUCGCACGCCUCAGCCAACUGCGCGUCAACAGCCCCGCUGCGCCCCAGCCCGCACAAGCUCCUCCAAGAGCGCCCUCCGUCAACAUCUCUACCCCAGUGGGCUUCCAGUCCGGGAUGGGCAUGGGCUCGUCACCCGUCCCGAUGGGCCACGCUCUGCAGGCCCAGCAGACGGGCAUGUUCUCUUCGCCCUCCCCGGUCAACGGGCCGCGCGGGCCGUUCGCGCCGGUUCCGGCUAACCAGCCACUGCUGCAGCCCUUGGUGCCGACGACGACGGGCUUUGCGGGCUUCGUUCCUACGCGCCCCGGUACAUCUCCAUCGCCCUUCCAACCCGCGCCGCAGCAACAGCAGCCCAUGAUGUCACAGCAGACUGGGUAUCCCGGAGCGGGCCAGUCGAUGCUCUCGCAGCCGACCGGCUUCAACCCGAUGCAGAACUCGCUCAUGGCGCAGCCUACAGGCAUGCCGGGCGGGAACUUUGGAGGGAUGGGAGGCGGGAUGGGUGGUGGCAUGUCCUCCUUCCAGUCCAACCCGGGCUUCAACCCGAUGCAGAGCAACCCUACGGGAUUCAACCCGAUCCAGAGCAACCCCACUGGCUUCAACCCUGGUUUCGCCCAGUCGCCGUUCGGUAGCGGCAGCUACAGCGUCCAGGCGCCCCCUCCACCACCUCCACCACCCGUGCCUACACAUUCUGCGGUCAGCACUAACCCUGCGAACAUCUUCGCCCAGAUGAAGAGCGGAACAUUCGCCAACGACGAGACAGGGCCACAGUCUCAAGACAAAUAUGACGCUCUUCGUCCUAAUCCUACACCGCUCACCGUACAGUCUACCGGGUGGGGCGGUGGGUACGGCGGCAUGAACGGCUACCAGGGUGGAGGAUAUGGCUACCAGCAUUGAACACUGCACGUAUUUACUACCUUACACGAUCUCUACGUCUUCGAUUCUCUUGGUCCCAUUCCAGAGCCGGAUUAACUGGAAACAUUGCA